This is a messenger RNA of Fragaria vesca subsp. vesca, 1630 nucleotides long. RefSeq names its product tRNA pseudouridine(38/39) synthase-like. Gene Ontology annotation, molecular function: RNA binding; pseudouridine synthase activity. The transcript is spliced from 14 exons. Gene Ontology annotation, cellular component: cytoplasm; nucleus. The coding region runs from base 84 to 1382 and encodes 432 amino acids. Lineage: Eukaryota; Viridiplantae; Streptophyta; Magnoliopsida; Rosales; Rosaceae. Gene Ontology annotation, biological process: tRNA pseudouridine synthesis; mRNA pseudouridine synthesis. The record is from RefSeq and is a predicted model, not a curated record.
UAGACACAGGGAGUCGCCGUAAGUAGAGCGCAGGCCGUCGUUUUGGUUCCCGCUGGAAAUUAGAAACGACCAAAAGCAGGAGCAUGGACUCCCUCGUCGACUCCCUCCGCCACAGAGUUCAGGAAUUAGAGGCAUUAAAUGCCAAGUUGUCAUCACAACUCGCAGUUUGUCGCUGCCAUCAGGACAAGAAUGAAGACUCUUCUGUAAGUUCUGACAAUGCAGAUGAGAAAAGCGGGAAAUUGAGCUUUCAAAAUAAGAAGACCAUCAGGGAGAAAGUUAAAGAGAAGUUUCCGGGUUAUGACACAAGGAUCAUGAAUCACCACAGCAAGAGAUAUGUUGCUUUGAAAGUCAUGUAUUUUGGCAGAAGGUUCUAUGGCUUUGCUGCAGAGGCACAGAUGGAUCCAACUGUUGAGUCUGAAAUUUUCAAAGCUCUUGAGAAGACAAGACUUUUAAUCGGUGAUAAGAAGGAAUCACAUUACUCAAGAUGUGGUAGGACAGACAAGGGAGUUUCUGCUGUUGGGCAAGUAACUCAUUUGAGUUUGAUCUCAUAUAUAAGCUCACCACAUUCCAAUUGCAUAAUACAUUCUCCUUUGUUUCCCUCAGAAGGUGAAAUCGAUUAUGUGAGGGUGCUGAAUCGAGCCCUUCCGGAUGAUAUUCGAGUUUUUGGUUGGUGUCCUGUACCAUUGGGUUUCAGUGCGAGGUUUAGCUGUCUAAGCAGGGAGUAUUAUUAUUUAUUUUGGGGGGGAAAUCUGAAUUUCUUGGCUAUGGAGACUGCUGGUAGGAAAUUUGUUGGUGAACAUGACUUCAGAAACUUCUGUAAGAUGGAUGCACUUAACGUGCACAACUACAGGCGGAAAAUCACUUCAUUUGCAAUAUCUCCUUGUGAUGUGAGGUUUGAGGGAAAUCAGCUUUGGGCAUUUAAAAUCAAAGGGAGUGCUUUCCUCUGGCAUCAGGUCCGAUGCAUGGUUGCUAUACUACUCUUGAUUGGCCAAGGUCAUGAAUCUCCAGAUGUGGUAGAUGCAUUACUGGAUACUGACAAAAUCCCGAGAAAACCUCAAUAUGGCAUGGCGCCAGAGAUUCCCUUGGUUCUUCAAUUCUGUGAAUUUGAGGGUCUCAAGUUCACUUGCUCUUCAGAUGCCUGUCAAGCUUUGCAAAUACACUUGGCUUCUGAAUGUCGAAACUAUCAUCUCCAAGCUGCAAUUUUUAAUGAGGCUCUAAGAUGCUGUUUGCCAGUAGAAAAAGAUCAGAGCUCCUUGGAUAAUAAUGGAACAAUGAAAAAGAAAUCUUCCCAUGUUCCACUCAUGUCGCGCCCAACUGAGCCAUCGUAUGAAGAGAGACGUGCAAAAUUAAACACAAGAACAUGCAGACUGAAGAGUUUAUGACAUUAUCAUGGAGAUUAAGAGCAUGUUGUAUCAAUAGUUGUGAUGGUUUUCACAAGAAAAAAAAAAUGAAUAGAAUAGUUACAGACAGAAUUUUAAAACCAUAGUCCGGUUCUUUGAUUUUUUUCCGAACACAAUAUUCAGAGCAAUGUUAUUUUUCGGAUAGACUGAAUUUUAAAACCAAUGAGUAAUUGUGGCCAAAUGAAUUAAAAAGUUUUAGAAAUAUACAUUUAGAUGGUAGAUGAGAGAAG